Molecule: messenger RNA, 1413 nt
Organism: Balaenoptera acutorostrata (minke whale)
Lineage: Eukaryota; Metazoa; Chordata; Mammalia; Artiodactyla; Balaenopteridae
Gene: DUSP23
Product: dual specificity phosphatase 23
Exons: 3
Coding region: 146-598 (150 amino acids)
Biological process (GO): cilium assembly; protein dephosphorylation
Molecular function (GO): protein tyrosine/serine/threonine phosphatase activity
Source: RefSeq, a predicted model, not a curated record
AUGCUCCGGCGGUCACUGGGAGCCCGGAGUUGGGUGUUUUAGCCCCGUCCCCCAGGCGGCUCGGCCAAUCCCCUGAGGCGAAGCAGGACGACACCCAGGCUGUGUCCAGAAGACCACGUGGCCCCAGGAGACGCCAGUGCUAGCCAUGGGCGUGCAGCCCCCCAACUUCUCUUGGGUGCUCCCCGGCCGGCUGGCGGGGCUGGCCCUGCCCCGGCUCCCCGCCCACUACCAGUUCCUGCUGGACCAGGGUGUGCGGCACCUGGUGUCACUGACGGAGCGCGGGCCCCCGCACAGCGACAGCUGCCCCGGCCUCACCCUGCACCGACUGCGCAUCCCAGACUUCUGCUCGCCGGGCCCAGAGCAGAUCGACCGCUUCGUGAAGAUUGUCGACGAGGCCAACGCCCGGGGAGAGGCGGUGGGAGUGCACUGUGCCCUGGGCUUUGGCCGCACGGGUACCAUGCUGGCUUGUUACCUGGUGAAGGAGCGGGGCCUGGCUGCAGGGGACGCCAUCGCUGAGAUCCGGCGCCUUCGACCCGGCUCCAUCGAGACUUACGAGCAAGAGAAGGCGGUCUUCCAGUUCUACCAGCGAAGGAAAUAAGGGACCUCAGCACGCUUCUGCCAGGUCCCCCGCGGCUCUGACCUGUGUGUUAGAUGGGGCCAGAGACGCGGAAGUGAACUAGAAGUGCUAAGCCCUCCAGCGCUCGCUCGGCUGGCUCAAAAGACAGAAGUAGCCCUUCCCUGCAGGCAGGUCCUGGUAGGAGGAUGGCUGCAGCAGCACCAACGUGGGGUGUCCCUCUGCCGCUGCCUUGAAUAAAUAAAGAACCAGCUCACAUUGCAUAGCACUUUAAGUUUACAAAGUGCUCCCACACUUUGCGACUUUUUUUGCGCCUCACAAUAGCCCCAUAAUAAAGGGAAGGCAGAAGGGCCAUCCCUUCUUUGGAUGAGGUGGCCAAGGCUCAGAAAGGCGCACAGUUACACUUCUGGAAAGUGGAAGUAUGUGCCAGGACUACAGCACACAUUUUCAGCCUUUUAAAGAGGCUGAAACUCUUAUGUAUCUGCCCUCUAAUAAUAAUAUUUGAUGUGUCAUCUGGGGAGCUGGUCAAUGAAAAGGAAACAAAUCCCUGGCAGCCCAAGGUCUCUGAUGCUCGCAGGCCAGGAGGGCCCCUGUGGACACAGCCCCUCAGUCCAGGCCCGCAUGCCCCACGUGUGUCAUCCCUUUAGCCCUCUUAAGACAGAGAAGGCCUGGAUGCUGUGCUCACAGAUAAUCACUGUCUCCAUCUCCCAGGGGCUGGGUGCCUCUCCCCAGCCUCAGGCUGCUCCGCUCACCUGUGACCUCCAGCCCAUUAUGCUGCCCCACGGCCUGAGGCUGAGGAAUGCCAGAACCCAGCCUCUCUGGGCAGGUAUGCAGAGGAU